GUUUAGUAGCUCUGGGUCAGCGCGGCUGCGCGCGUAGGCGUCCGGGUUUGAAAUGCAGCGGGGUUUAGUUAGUUUCCCCUUGUCGCCAGCGGUGCGGGUGAAGCUGGUGUCUUCAGGUUUUCAGACUGCUGAGGACCUCCUAGAGGUGAAACCUUCCGAGCUCAGCAAAGAAGUUGGGAUAACUAAAGAGGAAGCCUUAGAAACUCUGCAAAUUAUAAGAAGAGAAUGUCUCACAAAUAAACCAAGAUAUAUUGGCACAGCUGAGUCAGCCAAGAAGUGCACAGCACUGGAACUACUUGAGCAGGAGCACACCCAGAACUUCAUAAUUACCUUCUGUUCGGCACUGGAUGAUAUUCUUGGGGGUGGAGUACCCUUGACCAAAACAACAGAAAUUUGUGGUGCACCAGGUGUUGGAAAAACACAAUUAUGUAUGCAGUUGGCAGUAGAUGUGCAGAUACCAGAAUGUUUUGGAGGAGUGGAAGGUGAAGCAGUUUUUAUUGAUACAGAAGGAAGUUUUAUGGUUGAUAGAGUGGUAGACAUUGCUACUGCCUGCAUUCAGCACCUUCAGCUUAUAGCAGGAACACAUUUGGGAGAGGAGCACCCAAAAGCUUUGGAGGAUUUCACUCUUGAAAAUAUUCUUUCCCAUAUUUAUUAUUUUCGUUGUCGUGACUACACAGAGCUACUGGCACAAGUUUAUCUUCUUCCAGACUUCCUUUCAGAACACUCAAAGGUUCGAUUAGUGAUAGUGGAUGGUAUUGCUUUUCCUUUUCGUCAUGACCUAGAUGACCUAUCCCUUCGUACACGAUUACUAAAUGGCCUAGCCCAGCAAAUGAUCAGCCUUGCAAAUAAUCACAGAUUAGCUGUAAUUUUGACCAAUCAGAUGACAACAAAGAUUGAUAGAAAUCAGGCCUUGCUAGUUCCUGCAUUGGGGGAAAGUUGGGGACAUGCUGCUACAAUACGGCUUAUCUUUCAUUGGGACCAAAAGCAAAGCAGGUUGGCAACGUUGUACAAAUCACCAAGCCAGAAGGAAUCUACAGUACUAUUUCAAAUCACACCUCAGGGAUUUAGAGAUGCUGUCGUUGCUACUGCACGUUCAUUGCAAACAGAAGGUUCAUUGAAUUCCCGGAAACGGUCACGAGAAUCAGAGGAAGAACAAGAAUCCAAAGACUAGUCUCAAAGUAUACAUAUGUAUUGAUGCUGUGAAAUACAAUGUAUACAAGUAGCAGACUCAUUACUUUAAAAUAUAAACAUACACUAUGGCAUGAAUGAAUCAGGAAUAUAUGAAAUGAAUGGGAAAAAUACUUAGUGAAUAUGAUUCUCUGAAAGAAUUUUUCUAAAGCAGUGUUCUACAAUUAUAUUUUGCCCUGUUUUCAUUUUUAGUAACAUUCAGUAGAGGUGAUAUAGGUAUUGUAUUUUACUGAUCUCAUGUGGCCAAUCUGAAUUUACCCAUUCAGACUCUUUUUCCCUCCUUUCUUUGCCAAUUGCCUAGAAAUUCCUAGGAAGAAAAGAUAUUUUUUGCAUUCCUAUUGUAUUCUCCUCUUUAAAUGUAGCUUUGAUAAUUCUUUAAAAUGACCCGUUUUUAUUAUCAUAAAGAAAAUCUAGCACCAUGAGUCAGCAUAUCAUUAUGUUCAGUUUUAUGGGUAGUAUACAAAUUUUGGUUGACCAGUCUGAUUUUGGUGAUCCCACUCUUAAAAUCUAAGCGAUUUGUUUAUUUUUUUAUGUUAUUUUAUGUUAAAGGAGGGACUUUCGAGCUGUUAUCCCAUCGAGAAAUUGUCUGGAACAUUUAUCUUCCAGAAUAGUCAAGUUGAUAAGCUCACAAUUAUUUCUUUCUACACUUUUGAAAUACGAUGUGAUCUAGAAUUAUAGGUGUAUUGACAUUUUCCUUUGAAUAAUCUCAAUAUUGCUUGAAUAAAUUAAAAUUUUGGAUUCUUGAGUGGUUUCAAAAUCAUCUAAAAACAUUUUGGCACCUGGUUCUUCUUAGCACUUCUCAAUUCAUUCACACAAUUUACUUUGGUUCCCAGUGGAAGAAAAUUAUUUAAGUAAUUUACUAUUAUAUACUGUGACAAUCAUAUUUUCCAGAUUUUAAUGACAGUAUUUCCUGUCUCAGACUGAACACUAAAUUUAUAAAAUUUUAAACAUAUAAUUAUUCUGUAAUUGACUAUAUACAGAAUAACCAUAGUUUGCCAGGAUUUUUUUGAGAGUGAAAGUGGGCACUGUUAACAGUUAUACCAAGACAGUGGACAUAAACCAGGACUGUCCCAGGCAAAUCAGGCAUAUGGUCAUCCUAAUUAUAUAAGAAUAAUUUCAAAUGACUAGUUUAGGAUGACUGAUUGUAACUGUUUUACUUUUGAGGGUUUUAAGGCAUAUAUUUUUAUUAUAAUUAAUGCAGUCAUUAUAAAAAAUGACCCAUAAUUUUCUAUAUGUUCAAAUCAUUAAGAGAGUGAGGGAGUUAUAAGUGAUAAAUAUCAGUGUUAGCAGGCAUAAGAUACUGUAGGAUCUCAUUUUAUUAAGCAUUAUAACACUGUAAAGAACUGUCCCUGAAUAUAGACAAAGUUCUUUUUGUUUGCAACUCUUUUUAAAUAAAAUUUACAUACCACA
Molecule: messenger RNA, 2598 nt
Organism: Diceros bicornis minor
Lineage: Eukaryota; Metazoa; Chordata; Mammalia; Perissodactyla; Rhinocerotidae
Gene: RAD51C
Product: RAD51 paralog C
Exons: 9
Coding region: 53-1171 (372 amino acids)
Biological process (GO): meiotic DNA recombinase assembly; DNA repair; reciprocal meiotic recombination
Cellular component (GO): Rad51C-XRCC3 complex; replication fork; Rad51B-Rad51C-Rad51D-XRCC2 complex
Molecular function (GO): ATP-dependent DNA damage sensor activity; ATP binding; four-way junction DNA binding
Source: RefSeq, a predicted model, not a curated record